CGGUGUCUCUCGGCUGGGUGCGGGGCAGAGUGCGAGUGGUGGCGCGAGGGUCGAGGAGGCGGAAUGUCGUCGGGAGUGGCAGCCCGCCGCGACGCCAAGAAGCUGGUGCGCUCCCCCAGCGGCCUGCGCAUGGUGCCGGAGCACCGCGCCUUCGGAAGCCCGUUCGGCCUGGAGGAGCCGCAGUGGGUCCCGGACAAGGAGUGUCCAAGAUGUAUGCAAUGUGAUGCCAAGUUUGACUUUAUCACCAGAAAGCACCACUGUCGCCGAUGUGGGAAGUGCUUCUGUGAUAGGUGCUGCAGCCAGAAGGUGCCACUUAGGCGCAUGUGCUUCGUGGACCCUGUGCGGCAGUGUGCGGAGUGUGCCCUGGUGUCCCACCGGGAAGCUGAGUUCUAUGACAAGCAACUCAAGGUGCUUCUGAGUGGAGCCACCUUCCUCGUAACUUUUGGCAACUCAGAGAAAUCUGAAACCGUGGUUUGUCGUCUUUCCAACAACCAGAGAUGUUUGAUCCUAGACGGGGACAACCGCCAUGAAAUUGAAGUUGCACACAUCUCCACUGUGCAGAUUCUCACAGAAGGCUUCACUCCUGGAGUAGAAAAAGACACUUACACUCACACCAGCCUCCUGGGGAUCCAGCCCACCUUGGAAGCAGGUAGUGCUCGGGCCACAGGCAUGUUCUUGCAGUACACAGUGCCAGGGGUGGAGGGUGUGACCCAGCUGAGGCUGAUGGCUGGAGAGGAUGCAAAUGCCAGCAGGAGGCAGGCGGCAGCAUGGCUGGCAGCCAUGCACAAGGUACCUUGGGCUGCCAAGCUCCUCUACGAAUCUCGGGACCAGUAACUCCACAUGUGCGCUGAGCUCACAGUGCAUCUGGUUACCAAGACUGAGCUGCUUGCCCCUGCCUGAACACCCCAGGGCCUCAUCCUACUUGUGCUGGAAAAUGUAUCUGGACGAGCGAAGUGUUCACUUACAUAGUGCAAUAUGUACACAGAUUAACGCUUUCAACAGCUUCACAUUUUAAAAGUUUGUAUAUUAUUUUACUUUUAAAAAAGUUUGUCUAUUAACUUACUGGCAAUGGAAGAAGCUGAAAUCCACUACUGCUAAGCCAUUUUUAGUAUAAUCUGUAUACCAUGUUUUUAUGAGUUCCCAAGUUUAUCAGAAGGCUUUGGCCCAUAAGUGUUCAUUUCAUUAAUUAUUCCACAGAAGCAAAUUGGGUGGUGGUAAUUCAGGCCUCUGAUUUGCAUUGCAGCUUGCCUGUCUUCAAUAGUCAGUUUACAGCAUUUGCCUUAGCCUGUUUACACUGUUUAUUAACUUUGUCGCUAACUUGGGGCAAUGAACAAUUCUUUGAUACUUCACUAAGUGGAAGGCACCAGUUUUGUGUGUUCUACUUUUCACUAACUUUCACUUUAUUAAAAUGACUGUACAGCAAUUUGUAUAUAAAGCAUAUGAUUAAAACCUAUU
Messenger RNA from Castor canadensis (American beaver), 1455 nucleotides. NCBI's taxonomy places the organism in Eukaryota, Metazoa, Chordata, Mammalia, Rodentia, Castoridae. The record is from RefSeq and is a predicted model, not a curated record.